Messenger RNA from Ostrinia nubilalis (European corn borer), 2074 nucleotides. RefSeq names its product transmembrane protease serine 9-like. The coding region runs from base 136 to 1989 and encodes 617 amino acids. Gene Ontology annotation, molecular function: serine-type endopeptidase activity. Gene Ontology annotation, biological process: proteolysis. The record is from RefSeq and is a predicted model, not a curated record. Lineage: Eukaryota; Metazoa; Arthropoda; Insecta; Lepidoptera; Crambidae. The transcript has 15 exons.
CGGCGCAUCUCAGUGUGUGACCGUCCGGGCGCGCGAAAGUUCAAGACCGCCAUGCGCCAGAAGUCCGCGCAGGUCUAAAUUCAAAUUUUUGAAUUUCGAAUUUUCAUCUCGAUUUUAUUCAUAAACAUAGACAAAAUGUGGAAGUGCAUUGUAUUAGUGCUGGCCGUUACAACUUUCACGUUCUCAGAGGGUGAUAUAGUUCGAGAUACCCGUGGGGUUUUCACGAAAAACAUCUUCGGCGGAGUAUGGGGCAACCGGCCCCCGUUGAUGGAAGCUAAUCUAGCCAAGACCACGUGCACAUGCAAAUGCGGUGAGAGAAACGACGCGCCCCGCAUCGUGGGAGGGCAGGACGCGGGCCCUCACGAGUUCCCGUGGAUGGCUCGCCUCACCUACUUCAAGAGGUUCUACUGUGGAGGCAUGCUCAUCAAUGACAGAUACGUACUCACUGCUGCACAUUGUGUGAAAGGCUUUAUGUGGUUCAUGAUAAAGGUGACAUUCGGCGAGCACGACCGCUGCAACUCGACCACCCGGCCCGAGACUCGCUUCGUGCUUCGGGCCAUUUCCAACAAGUUCAGCUUGUCAAACUUUGACAAUGACAUUGCGCUGCUGAGGCUCAACGAGAAGGUCCAGAUGUCUGGUGCUAUCAAGCCGAUCUGCCUGCCGAGUAACGAUCGCAGCCUGUACGUCGGAGUAAAGGCGAUCGCAUCUGGCUGGGGCACUCUCACUGAGGAGGGCAAGGUGUCGUGCACACUCCAGGAGGUCGAGGUGCCAGUCAUCAGCAACCAGGAGUGCCGCAGCACUAAAUACACGGCUUCGAUGAUCACCGACCACAUGAUGUGCGCUGGGUAUCCGGGCACCGGGCUGAAGGACUCUUGCCAGGGAGACAGCGGCGGCCCGCUCAUAACGGAGAGAAAGUCCGACAAGCGCUACGAACUAAUAGGUGUGGUGUCAUGGGGCAACGGCUGCGCUCGGCCGGGAUACCCGGGCGUCUACACGCGAGUCACGCACUACCUCGACUGGAUCCGGGACAACACGCGGGAUGCUUGCUACUGUGGUCCGAAGGCACUGCAUCCAAAAUUUAUUAGCCAUAAUAUCAUUGGCCAAGAUGCAUUCGCGAAUUUUAACCAAUAUCGAUUAAAUAUAAACAAGGAUGGGUUACAAUUUACCGAAGACUCAUACACAUCGCCUUCGUCAGUCCCAGUUCAGAGGAGUUUGCCCCUUUGCCGAGAUUGCAGUUGUGGCGAACGCAACGAAGAACCGAGGGUAGUCGGAGGUCUGGGGUCCAGUGUGAACGCGUUCCCCUGGCUGGCCAGGCUUAUCUACCACAAGUCCUUCGGCUGCGGCGCGUCUCUCAUCAAUGACAAGUAUGUCAUCUCGGCUGCACAUUGCAUUAAAGGAUUCAUGUGGUUCAUGUUCCGAGUGACCUUCGGGGAGCACGACCGCUGCGACACGAGCGUGCGGCCUGAAACGCGGUACGUGGUGAAGAUGUACGCCCACAACUUCUCGCUGACGGACCUUCAGAAUGACGUGGCUUUGCUGAAGCUGAAUCAGCCCGUGACGUACUCGCACGCGGUUAGGCCGGUGUGUCUGCCGACGAAUGAAGCAAAAACAUACGUAGGCGCUACAGCCAUUGUAGCCGGGUGGGGUGCCACAGGGGAGAGCAAGAACUGGUCGUGUUCCUUACUCCAAGCCGACCUGCCUGUGCUGAGCAACCAGGACUGCCAGGCGACCAGCUACAACGCCUCCAAGAUCAAGGACGCCAUGAUGUGCGCGGGUUACCCUGCUACUGCGCAUAAGGACGCGUGCACUGGUGACAGCGGAGGGCCAUUGAUAACAGAGAACGAGGACCACGCAUACGAGCUGAUAGGGGUAGUGUCAUGGGGAUACGGAUGUGCAAGGAAGGGCUACCCUGGCGUGUAUACCAGAGUGACGAAAUACCUGGACUGGAUCCGGGACAACACGCAGGAUGCGUGCUACUGCAAAUAUUGAAUAUUAAUUUAAGAGCUUAGGUGCUUACUGUAACCUCGCUAAAAUCAAUUUAUAAUGCCAUAUUAAAUGUAAUGUAAGGCAAUAA